Molecule: messenger RNA, 1302 nt
Organism: Closterium sp. Naga37s-1
Lineage: Eukaryota; Viridiplantae; Streptophyta; Zygnematophyceae; Desmidiales; Closteriaceae
Source: the annotation of a GenBank genome assembly
AUGCACCUUCCUCCUCCCGAUCUCGCAACACGCGGCCUCUCCGUCGUAGCAGCGCGCGAUCUAGUCGAGGGAGAACCGCUCUUCUCCCUCCCCCCCUCCGCCUUCAUCUCCCCAGAACAACCUAUCACUCUCCCCUACCCGUACCCCCUCACGCCCGACGUCUCGCCUCUCUCCGGGUGGACGGCCUUCUCCAUCCUGGCGGCGUGGAUUCUGAGGGAGAAGCGCAAGGUGGAGAGCGGUGAGGGGUCGCAGUGGGGCGUGUAUGUGCGCUCGCUGCCUGAGUACGUGCCGCUGCCGGUGUUUUUUCCGGACGAUUUGAUUCAGGAGUUUGAAGUGCAGAGCAUGAUCGACCAUGCCUUCUCCUACCGAGAAACGUUCAAGUCAGAGUACGAGCGGUGUGACAAGGCAGCUAUCGGCAAUGCGGGUGAGGAGGAGUUCAUGUGGGCCGUGGCUGUCACGGACGAGCAGACCGACACCAUCGUCGUUCGGAGCUACGCCGCCCUGCCAGCUGGCGGCCAGCUGUACAACAGCUACGGGACAAAAAGCACCGACAUGUUCCUGCAGGCGUACGGCUUCGUGCCGGCCGACAACCCGCACGACUCGUUCCAACUCACCGCCUCCGAAGCUGACCUGGCAGAGAUAUACUAUAAGCACUAUGCGAACGUGACUGUAAAGGAGGGGAGAAAGGGCAUGUUCGACCUGUGGGCGGAGUAUCUGCUAAGGAGGACGAGCGAGGAUGUGAGGGCAGCGAAAGAGAAGGUGGAGGAGGAGGUGGGGGUGAUUGGCGGGCCAAAAGCAGAUGUGUUUGGGGAGGGCAGUGCGCAUGGGGUGUGGGCAGGAGGGCAGGUGGACCCGCGCAUGCUCCUCUUCCUCGCGUCGCUGUGGCACGUGUUUGGCUACGGGGAAGGCCCUGGCGAGCUGGUCCACGCCUAUCGACGAGGAUCGGCGACGCCUGAAGCAGCUGGAGAAGUGCUGGUGGGUGGAUGGGAAGAUCGAGAAGAUGGAACGGAGGAAGAGGAAAGAGAGGAAGUGGGAGAAGGCGAGGAAGGGGAAGAGGAGGUGUGCACAAAGGACGUGGUUCAAUCACUCAUGGAAAGGGAGCUGGUGCUACAGUACCGUAUCGCAAAGAAGAAGCUGCAUGAAGUUUACGAUCGGCUAGAGGAGGGGUGCUCGUCUCUCUUGCAGUCAGAGUCUCCAGAAUCUAAUUCCGCAGAGGCGGCAUCAGAAGGGUUGAAGGGAUUGUUACCAGAGCUGACUGUGUCGGCUCCACAUUUGCCUGCAGAGCAGCAUGACGAGCUUUAG